AUGUCGUUGUUGAUUGUCGGGGCUGGCGUUUUUGGGCUUUCGACGGCCAUCCAAGCGCAAAAUAAGGGAUAUACAGUCACUGUGAUUGAUAAACACACUGUGCCGUCUCCGUACUCUGCCGCAUGCGAUAUCAACAAGAUUAUUCGGAGCGAGUACGACUCGGACUUCUACGCCAGGAUGAGUCUUGAUGCAAUUGAAGCCUGGAAAGCCGAUCCAGAGUAUUCAGAGACGUACUUUGAGUGCGGCAGAUUGUCUGUUUGUCCAAAAUCUAACACCAGCAGACGAAGAUUUGACGAUAUAAGUAUCGCUGUUCUUAGUGAGCUGGGCAAGGCUGAUAAAAUUACCAGGUACGACAACGUUGCAUCUCUGAAACGGGACCUGCCCUCUCUGGGGGACUGCAAGUUUUCGUCGGAGGACGUUUAUGUUUACAACGGCAGGGCCGGAUACGCACAUUCGUCUAACGCUCUAAAAGCAGCUUGGAGAAAAGCUGUUCGGUGCGGAGUCCACUUUGUUUUUGGUGAGGCCGGAGAGGCCGUCGGAAUAGAGCAGACCGAUGGCAAGGCCACGGUGGUUGUCAAGUCUGGAGCCAGCUACUCUGCAGACAAAAUUCUUGUUGCGUGUGGUGCGAGCUCUGGAUUUGUUGUGAAUGUCGCUGGCGUGCAAUCGGCCACUGGGCUUUUUGUCACGCAUAUUCAGCUGACUCCUGGCGAGGCCGCAAACAUGCAAGAUAUUCCGGUGAUUUUCGACGCGGGUCUUGGGUAUUUUUUCCCGCCUGAUAAGGAAACCGGGCUUAUGAAAGUCUGCAUAUCUGGCGUGGCAGCAGCCAACACAGUGACGAAUCCUCACGCUUCGGGCACAGUGUCCUUGCCGCGCUACAAAUAUGAUAUGGCAAAGGACACGAUUCCGCAAACUUGCCUUUCCCAGGCACGCAAGCUGCUGACCAAGUACUUUCCCGAACUGGCUACCAAGCCUUUUAUAAGAAGCAAAACUUGUUGGAUAGCAGAUAGUUCAAACUCCGACUUCAUCAUAGACAAGGUUCCUGGCCAUUCGGACGUAUAUCUUGCGUCUGGAGACUCUGGCCACGGAUUCAAGUUUCUUCCGAAUAUCGGGAUCUAUAUAUUGGAGAUGCUAGAAGGCCGUCUGGAUGCCGCAACUGCAGAAAGAUGGAAAUGGAGAAGUGAGCCAGAAGGGCUGGAAAAGUACAAAAACACGGAUUGGAAACUGACCAAGCAGCUUUUGGAGUUUGACCAGAUCUCUUUUGCCAAAGAGUGA
Molecule: messenger RNA, 1272 nt
Organism: Ogataea parapolymorpha DL-1
Lineage: Eukaryota; Fungi; Ascomycota; Pichiomycetes; Pichiales; Pichiaceae
Exons: 1
Coding region: 1-1272 (423 amino acids)
Molecular function (GO): sarcosine oxidase activity; flavin adenine dinucleotide binding; saccharopine oxidase activity
Source: RefSeq, a predicted model, not a curated record